Dermacentor silvarum is the source of this 7603-nucleotide messenger RNA. Its product is annotated as probable serine/threonine-protein kinase yakA. Gene Ontology annotation, biological process: regulation of transcription by RNA polymerase II. The transcript is spliced from 6 exons. Lineage: Eukaryota; Metazoa; Arthropoda; Arachnida; Ixodida; Ixodidae. Gene Ontology annotation, molecular function: RNA polymerase II cis-regulatory region sequence-specific DNA binding; DNA-binding transcription factor activity. Bases 464 to 2233 code for a protein of 589 amino acids. The record is from RefSeq and is a predicted model, not a curated record.
ACACUUUUUGCGUUAACUGAAGUAAAAGCAAGAUUAUUACACAAGAACAUUAUCUUCAAAGUGUUAGUUAUAGAGUGUGUUAAGUGUGAUAGUUUCUAGUCCAACACUAGCCUUUCUGAACCAGUCACAGUUAGAUAAAUUCACGACUAAUUACCAGUCUGAACUAUCCUUGCGUGAAACAGUAAGCGUUUGUGGCGUAACUGUACGGAAACGAAUCGAGUGACCCAAACAAUCCGCCAGACGCCGCUCCUCGCUUCGCACGCAACGCACGCACGCACACUGGCGCAAGCACAUACAAACAAAAAAUCAACAAGUCGCCUCCAUGGAGGGUGUUCGUGAUUGUUGCUGUCUGCAUUGUUAUUUGAGAGUUUAAGCGAUUCGCGUUCGUCUAAUUUCCGCCAAUCCGCUCAUCUGAGGCUCCCCGAAAAUCCUUCCACAGUCCAGGUCAAACGGAUUCGCGUGUAUGAUCUCCCACGCUAGCAUGGAAGGCGACAGGCCUCUGAAUGGUGAUCUUCCGAGCUUCGUGCCGGUGGAGACGAUUCUUAAGGAAGAUGUUUCUCCGAUCACCGUCGAAACAGACAAGUCAGGCUCGCUGAUGAUGAACCUGGAGACGCGCGAGCUGUUCCUCAGCAACGAUGCUGCGUCGCCACAGCAGCAGCAGCAGCAGCAACAACAACAACAACAGUCGCAGCAACAACAACAACAGCAGCAGCAGCAGCAGCAGCAGCAACAACAACAACAACAGCAGCAGCAGCAGUUUGCGCUUUCCGCUGUGAUUGAAAAGACCUCAAACCUGCCCAAGGAUAUAGACCUCGCAGCCAAGCAGUGGGACUGCAACCUUUGCAGCCCGCUGCUGAAGAAAGCGCUGCAGCGCGAACGGUUGCAGGCAAUGCGCCAAAACCCGUCGUACCGGGAAAUGGAGCGGCUGCGGCAGCGCAGCAUGAUGCAGCUCAAGCGGCAGGACCCUGGCUUCCGCGCCCUGGAACGGGAGCGGCAGCGGGCACGUAUGCAGUUGCGCCGGCAGGACCCAGGUUUCAGGGCCAUGGAACGAGAGCGGCAGCGCAGGCGAAUGAGGCUCAAGCGACGAGAUCCAGCAUUCCGGGAGCGAGAACGAGAGCAGCAGAAGACGCGUCUCCUAGUGAAGCGCUCCGGCGACAAACUACCGGUGGCCCUGGAUGUGUCGUCGUCCUCGUCCUCCACGGCGGCUUCAACGGCAGCCAUCACGCAGGCCUCCUCUUCUCAGCUGGCACUGCCUGCGCCACCUCACCAGCAGACCUCUGGGCACACUCUUCAGUCGCACGUCCCCUCCCACCACCCAUCUUCGUCGUCACAUCCACAGUCACAGCAGUCAACUUCUCAACAGCACGGGAAAGGAGCCGGUGCCCUCAGCAAUUGCCUGGUGCCUCACGACAUGCCAAAGCGAGAUGCCACGGCUCUGUACGGUCAUCUACAGCGCAUUGUUGGCUACCACAACCUGCUGCAGGCACGCCCUCCACACCCUGAAGACCCCAGCUCAUCCUUCAAGAGUCCCUACUUUGGUGGAGAGCCGAGCAGCAGCUUGAUGGGCCGCCGCAUGGGGGGUCCCCAGGGCCACCACGGAGGUGGUGGGGGCAACAGCAGCAAGGGGGGGCACCCCUCUGGUGGGGGAGGCCGUCAGAAGGGUUUCCUGGAUGGGGGACCCUGCCACCCUUUGGGUGAGAUGUUUGCUGCCUCGUACCCGACCAUGCGGGACCAGGGCCUCGCAGCUGCCGCAGGUGCGCAGCCCUGCGGUGCCCUGGAUGGGCCUCCAUUGCUGCAUGCUGCCACGAGUGCCGAGGGUGGUGGUGGCCGCGGUAGCAGCAGCCACCCAGCAGCGCUGUUGGGGAGUGGGGGUGCAGACCUGCUGCCCUCAGUGCCUGACUGCCCCGAGUGUCUUGAGGCCCAGCGGCAGCGGUCGCAGUGUGGCCUCUGCCAGGGGCAGGACCAGCAGAUAGCAGGGCGCCCCUCGGGCCGGCGGCAGCGCUCGUCCCGCCAGUCCACUGAACGCUUCCGCUGCACCGUCUGCUCCAAAGAGUUUGGCAUGAAGCACCACCUCAAGGAGCACUACAAAUCCCACGGUGACCGCAACCUGUGCUGUCCGCACUGCGACUACCGCACAUGCUAUGGCUACGCACUGCGCCGGCACGUCAUCAUCCGCCACGACCGGCCUGCGGCACGUCAGGCACAAGUCAUCCAGCAGCUGACUGUGCAGUGACAGGCAUCUCGCAUGUGCUCCUUCGUGCUGUGACUGUUCAAUCCUGAUGCAAGUGUACAUGUGUGAGGAGAAACGAGCAGUAGUGCCCAGCUGGCACAUCACACCUAAGAGACAAAGAGUGACAAGAAUGCUCAUGCGGAAAACGGCAGUCUCUUCUCACUUUCAAAGUGUUUGGCAGGCGACUUGUUUGCUCUUGGCACAUGACUGCCUGCUAGGAAAUUGCAAAAGCUUUUCGCAAAAGGCUGGGAGGAAUGAAAGGGGUCUCAUGAAGAACAGGAUGGUACCGCCGCCUUUCUGCUGUCCGUGUUCCUCCGUCAAGUAAUCGUGGCCACAGUGUGAGUAUUAUGGGCUGCGCUGUUCAGCACAGAGAACGUAAAACAUACUGUGGCUGCUAAGCUCGCACCAGGCACCCAGGUGUCUUUUCAACGUCAGUCAGACCUGUUUCCAAGUUAACUUUGCAUUCCAACUUGUACCAGUACAAUGAGUGAGUGCUGCAGCAAGCAGCAUUAUUGCAGCCACUUCACUCGCAAUCUUAAGUUUUGCGGUGAUCAGCUGUCUUCACUCCGGGGGGUCUAGUCAUGCUCGGUGCGAUGAGCGAGGCUCCCAAGCUUAGCAAGGCUUGUGCUUGCAGACGCAGUGGUGCCUGCCACAUACAGCGGUUUGCCCUGUGAGGAUGCUUUCCAACACUGCAUAACGGUGUGGUGGCGCUGCGGUCGUCUUGAACUUUCAUCAGAGUUGUGCGGCUUGUGAUGGGAAGGCAUGAAUUACAAAGGGACAAAGCACUGUCAGUGUUGCACUUCUGCGGCGCUCUGUUCAUGCAGGGUUGAGGCAUGAAGAAAGCGCUCCCUCAAACCUGUGACUAUCAAAUAUGAGCAUAAACAUGCAAUUGGGAUGCUUUAUUUACUUUAGGCUGCUUUGUAGCUAAAAUGGGCAAUAAUCGAUCUUCAGAGUAGGCAUGGCACAGUGCAAACAGGAGAUCCUGGCACAAGGGGUGCUUUCAGGUUCUGGCAGGCAAAAUGUACUGCUGAGACAGGGAGUGAUAUAACUGGGAUUGAGCAGUUUUAAUGGGUCUUAAUUUUGAAGUAAUAAGGAACCCAUUCCUGUACCAAAAUAUUGAACACGAGUUUCUGCAUAAGGGUUUCGUGCUGCACAUUCUAUCUUAUCUUCCGGUGUAUAAGACGCAUUUUUUUUUCUGAAUUUUUGGUUGGUGCAUCUUAUAGAACGGUGCGACUCGUGUACGUUUCUUUUUUCCCCCGCAAAAACUGCUGUCAAAAUCGGAUUCGAUGUUCUGACCACGCGAAGCACGCUGGUUGACUUAAUUGCUGCGCGUGUAUUGAGGUGCCGGGUUCUUGUGAUCGAGUUCCCGAGUGCCGUGCGAGGACGGAGCUGCAACACAAGCGGCGGCAGGCCGACCGCGAGUCGAAUGACCCCGAACUCAUCACAUCUGCAGAUCGCUGUCAAGAUACGGUGCGCACCGCUGCGCUAUCUACGCAGUUGCUACCACAGUAUGCAAGCCGCCCUUCCGCGCUGCCUUCCCGCUUUCCUCCCUUGUGCGCGAUUUGGCUCACCGUCACAAGUUUUCACUCGCACAUAAAGCAUACGGCAUGCAGGGACGAUGUUAUCGCCCAUGGACUUUAUACGGAACAUCGCGGCAACCACGAUGGCAGAAAUGCGCCUGGAGUGGAAAUAUAUGGCACCCAUACGCGAGUGAAACGUCACUGUAUUUUUUUUAUUUUAAUCUCUUACUGAACGAACAGGUGCAUCUUAUAAACCGGUGCGACUUACAUACGUUUUUUUGUUAGUUUUUUUCUGGAAAACUGCCGUUCUGAGGGGGGUGCGUCUUAUACAAAGGUGCGACUUAUAGUCCAGAAAUUACGGUAAGUGUUUUUUUGUGGGUUCCGAUACUCACUGCCUGAUUUACAGUUGUCACAGCCACGGGUCUUGAAUUUUUACCAUGGUAAUUGAAGGCAUGUUAGGUGGGUUUCUCAAUUUGAAAUUACGUGAAUGCAAAAAGGAAUUGAGCUUUUCAUAAUGUGCAAAAUGAGGCCCCUCGCUAGUCUGAGCUUCCUGUGAACUGCUGUGUACAGUCUUUAUGCCCAGUACUGGGUCAUCUUGUACAGUCGGGCAUCCUCACAAAGCAUGCUGUAUAUUGUAGCUACAAUGUGUUGCACUGAAAAAACACUUUUUAAUCCCUUAACCGUUUUAGUAUUUUGACAAUUUCUGUGCCCAAACUGCUUACUUAAAAAAAUUUGAUAUUGAAUAUUUUCCUUCUAAAAAGCAAGUUCUCGGGUGUUGAAAAAAAUUCUUCUGAGCAGUCUUCUUCAUCUGAUGAACUGCUAAUUUCGAAGUCAUCGCUAUUGCUUUGUUUCCAGAAAUGAAGUAAACUGCGGUUUCUGAAUCAUUAUCGUCCAAAGAGGUGGACGACGACGAAAUGCUUCUUUUCCACGACGGUGGACCAGAAACACGUGUCGCCUCCGCCGGACGCCAUUUUUUAAACACCAGGUUCCCCCCAAAGAAAUGUGAAACGGCGGUUGAAAAAAACAAAUUACCAGCCCAGUGCUGCCAUCUGCGAAACGACACACCAACUAGCCCGCAAACGAGUGUGUCUCGUUUGAACCGCUAAAAGAGAGAUAUUAUCUCGAGCGGACAAGUUACAUUCGUCCAAAACGGUUUUGGGACAGUUCGGCAAAGACGAGCUGCACUCUGAAUAGUAAAAACCAGUCAAAAGACGAAGGACAGAGAAGAGACGUGGCACACACAACGACUCCAAUCGUCGUGUGUGCCACGUCUCUUCUCUGUCUUUCGUCUUUUGACUGGUUUUUACUAUUCAGUAUGUACCAACUGACCCAGACUGCUACUCUACUGAGCUGCACUCGUCCGAAACGAUUGAGGGGUGAAACAACUUUGGAUGAGCAGCUGUAGGAGCUGUGUUUACUGCUCCUAAAAUGGUGUGCACCUUUUUGUAAAGUUCGACAGAAGUAAGGCAACGAUUGCAGGGUUUUACUUUCAUAUAUUGUGUUUCCUUUUUGUAUUGUUUUUAACAGUAGCAAUCUGUGCAAUGCACAACAGAUCAUAAUUGGGAGCGUUUUGGGUACAAUUCAUACUAGACAGAGCGGCAAGACAGUUCCAUCCAUGCGUUUUCAGUUUGAUGUCCCUUGUUCAUACUGUAACCUCCACAUAGUGUUGUAUUCACUGCUGCCACAUAUUUAAUUCAUGGUGUCUAGAUUAAUCACGUACUGCCUUGACUGACGGUGACUUUUUUUUUUUUCAUUCACUCGUGCUUCAUAUGGCCAUAUUGCAUUUCAGUGAACAUGAGAAUAGUUUUUGUGUGUGAUAUAUGUGCGCAAAAUCUAGCAGCCAGUCCCUUGUUACAGGGGUAACCUUGUUGAAACGGGGAGGAGGCAUUACCAAAAUUUAUGCAGGUGUACUACAGUUCAACCUGGAUAUAACGAAAUUGACCAAUUCCCGAAAAACUUCGUUAUAAAGAGGAUUUCGUUAUAUGCAGGUUCAGCACAAAAAUUUGAAAAACAAACGCCCACCUAUACGUAUAAGGCCUGUUUACAAUUCGACGUAAUCGGUGCGCGCCGGCCAGUGUCGUUUGCGGCCAGUCACACUAGGCCGGUUGCGCUGCGCAGGCCGAAACGCCAUCUCCUCCAUACUCCGACGCGCGUGCCGUCGGCUGUUAUCUUCAGAGCAUGCGCAGAACAGUCCCAAGCCUGCGUGCCGCUUUGAACGGCUGUCUGCGACCGUCGGCGAAGCGGUGUGGGCGCCUUUAUUCACGUGAAAUGGCAUUGUGAAUCGGCGCGGCCGGCGCGGCCAACGCGUGAAUGUGUCAGGAGCCAAUUCGGCGCUGGGCCCGUAGGGGUGCGUCGGAAGCCACCGGUUAUGUUGGCUGCGCCGGUGCUGACGUAGCGUGCGCGCGCGGCGCGCUCACGUUCGGCAGAUUAUAAACGGCCCAUAUAUAGUGUCAGGUUAGUGAAGUGAAGCACAUAGACUUGCGCAGUAACCAAAGCGCCAGUGCGUUGAAAAAAAAAGAACGUUUUAUGUUUUCUUCGGCAACAUCAACUGGAAAAGGAGAGUGCCGGCUUGGCGGGCUAGGCCAGCUGCAGCAAGCGGCGGGAUCAGGUUUGAAUGAAAGGAGGGGAAAAGGUCGUGCCCGCAGGCGGCAAGAUCGCCGGGUCGAGGGAUGCAGGCCCGCCUCGCGCACUGCUCGCAUGCAGGCACACAUGCGCUCGCUCUCACCUCGCAGUCGCCGUGCAUUCGAGCACGCAAAAGUGCGACCCCGCCGCUUCGCAUUCCGUCGCGGCGGAGAAAGUGCUUCCGGUUGCUGCUCGCGCAAAAGUGACAAAAUUUGGGGCGAAAUCUCUAGGUUGCCGGCGUGGAAAAUUCGUUAUUUAGAGGGGGUCGCCUGCUGCCACUUCGUUACGUAGAGGUCUCAAAUACAUGUGCUUCUCUGGAGUAACGGCGGGGAAUAGAAAAACUUCAUUAUAUCCAGAAAUUCGUUAUAUGGAGGUUCGUUAUAAGCAGGUUUAACUGUGCUUUUUAUAUUUUCUUGAACACACCAGCGAGGAACUUUUCUCAUGUUAUAUUGGUUUUCCCGGACUUAAUCGUUUGACAUACUAGAAAAGUAUUACACCUAUUGAGGAGAAAAAAGAAUCUUCUUUCAGGGUAGCCACAUCAGUAAAAAGAAGUGGCAGCUUUGUAGAUUAGUUAAUUGCAUGCAGAUAUUUCCUUACCUUAUUGUACACUGUUGGCAAAGCGGGCUGUGUUCCUUUAAAGCAUGUGCAUUGGAUUCAUCGUCAACAUCUACGGUAGAGCAUCCCCGACUGUAAUCAUGCCUCCCCUGUGUCACGUUGGACAAGUGUUAAUAUCUGCACCAUCAUCAGCUGCAUUCUCUUCACAUGUACAUUCACACAAGACCCCGAGUCAAAGAGGAAAGCAGCAUGUGCAGUAUGAAGAAACAGUUGUGUGUUCGACAAACUACAUACAGCCCAAGCUCUCCUAUAAAUGCACAUUGAUCAUUUGAUGGCUAUUGUCGCAAACAAGUUGGCUCAGGGUGCAUAUGGUGUGCAAAGCAAUCUUGCUUUGUCGAUCAAAUUUGCCAGCAUUGCCUUUUUUUGUGUGUGUGUGCUGAUGUUGACAGGCAUUGUAUGGCAUUGUGCGCAUAAUGCGGCUUGCCAAACCCCUUUUCCAUUUUUUUUUAUUGCGGUUUCUUUGUUUUGUCAUAGCGUAAAGUAAGUAUGUACAUACUUGCAACCGGUCUUACGAAGCACACUUUCUGUGACUUCAUUCUGCACGUGAAUUCAUCAUUGAUCUGUAUGGCGUAACCAUUAUGUGUAAAUGUGUAAAUAAAUAUAUUUGUAGUUUGGA